Marmota monax (woodchuck) is the source of this 3664-nucleotide messenger RNA. It is a transcript of the gene Gpr83, whose product is annotated as G protein-coupled receptor 83. Gene Ontology annotation, biological process: neuropeptide signaling pathway. Gene Ontology annotation, molecular function: neuropeptide Y receptor activity. The transcript has 4 exons. The coding region runs from base 148 to 1419 and encodes 423 amino acids. The record is from RefSeq and is a predicted model, not a curated record. NCBI's taxonomy places the organism in Eukaryota, Metazoa, Chordata, Mammalia, Rodentia, Sciuridae. Gene Ontology annotation, cellular component: membrane.
GUAGCGGGCUGAGUCCGGCUGCGAGUGGGGCGCCGGCGGUCCGGGGCUCCCUGGCGCCACAGCCCGGGCGCUCUCGGCUCCCAGCAUCCAGAGUCCGGGAGAAACGUCCCGACAGCGCGCUCCCAGGGAAUCAGCGGCUCCGGGAAAAUGGUCCAUCACUUCUUGCUGCUCCUCCUUCUCCACUUGGUGCAAGCCACUGAGCGCCCCGAGGGUCGGGCGGAGGAGCAGAGCCUGGAGGCGGCCCUGGCGGUGCCCAACACCUCGCACUUCUUCUCCUGGAACAACUAUACCUUCUCCGACUGGCAGAACUUUGUGGGCAGGAGGCGCUACGGGGCCGAGUCCCAGAACCCCACGGUGAAAGCCCUGCUCAUCAUGGCUUACUCCUUCAUCAUCAUCUUCUCGCUCUUUGGCAACGUGCUGGUUUGUCAUGUCAUCUUCAAGAACCAGCGAAUGCACUCGGCCACCAGCCUCUUCAUCGUCAACCUGGCGGUGGCAGAUAUAAUGAUCACGCUGCUCAACACCCCCUUCACUUUGGUCCGCUUUGUGAACAGCACGUGGGUGUUUGGGAAGGGCAUGUGUCAUGUCAGCCGCUUUGCCCAGUACUGCUCCCUGCAUGUCUCAGCACUGACACUGACGGCCAUUGCUGUGGACCGCCACCAGGUCAUUAUGCAUCCUUUAAAGCCCCGAAUCUCUAUCACAAAGGGUAUCAUCUACAUCACUGUGAUCUGGAUAAUGGCUACCUUCUUCUCGCUCCCACAUGCUAUCUGUCAGAAAUUGUUUACCUUCAAGUACAGUGAGGACAUUGUGCGCUCCCUAUGCCUGCCAGACUUCCCUGAGCCAGCCGAUCUCUUCUGGAAGUACCUGGACCUGGCCACCUUCAUCCUGCUGUACAUCCUCCCUCUGCUCAUCAUCUCCGUGGCCUAUGCUCGUGUGGCCAAGAAGCUGUGGCUGUGUAACACGAUUGGCGAUGUGACCACCGAGCAGUACCUGGCCCUGCGCCGCAAGAAGAAGAAAACCAUCAAGAUGCUGAUGCUGGUGGUGGUCCUCUUUGCCCUCUGCUGGUUCCCUCUCAACUGCUACGUCCUCCUCCUGUCCAGUAAGGUCAUCCGCACCAACAAUGCCCUCUACUUCGCCUUCCACUGGUUUGCCAUGAGUAGCACCUGCUACAACCCCUUCAUCUACUGCUGGCUGAAUGAGAACUUCAGGGUAGAGUUAAAGGCAUUACUGAGCAUGUGCCAAAGACCCCCCAAGCCUCAGGAAGACAGGCCACCCUCCCCAGUUGCCUCCUUCAGGGUGGCUUGGACAGAGAAGAGCAAUGGUCGGAGGGCUCCACUACCUAAUAACCUCUUGCCUUCCUCGCAACUCCAGGCUGGGAAGACAGACCUGUCAUCUGUGGAACCCAUUGUGGCAAUGAGUUAGAGGAGGUGGGGAGAAGGCAGGGGAGGAUCUGCCUCCAGCGUAGAUUGGAAAAUGGCCUAUCCUCUUGUGCAUGAUCUUCACAGUGCUGGAAACAAGUUCCUACAGAAACAGUAGGACUCUUGAGUUCCUAGGAAACUGCCUGGCCUUCUAGCCCCAUUUGAAGUGCAAACUAAAAUUCAAUUACCAAUUAGACAUCUGUUCAUAAAUUCCUAUUUAGAAAAUGCUAUGAGGUAUAGCACCCUGGAUCUCUGAGCAAGAGAACCAAGGCAACCUCAGCUCAGAUGGGGGCUGAAUCAGUCAAUGGACUCCAACUGUUGGGCAGCUACCUUAUAGCCCUUCUGACUGCUGAGCAUCCACAGAGGAAACUUGAAGUCAUCCUUUGGGUGCAGCUGACCCACAUGCACAGAGCUCUGCUGAAAACAGAUUUGCUGGCCAGUGAGAUGUUAGCAAGCUAGAGCAGGUAUAGAUUUUCAUGCCUUGCCUUCUGAAGUCAUUGGACCAAGAUAAAUCACAAUUUUUCAGUAGAUUAGCUCUAUACAUGACAAGAAAGGACCAAAUUAGUUUCCUUAAAACAAACAGAAAUCAUUAUUUCCACAUUGAAAAAUUCAGAAAAGCACAAAGAAAAAAAAACAUCUUUUCAUCCCAUCAAUUUGUGAUCACCUCUGCUAACGCUGUGAAUUUAUUUUCAUCUUUCCCCUUUGUGUGUAGACGUGUAUAUGUAUGCAUGUGUGCAGUUUUAAAAUUCGGAACUAUACGUUUCCAUUAGAUUGUAAUGGUCAACAAGGAACAGGGGUGCAGCAGAGUACUCAUGAGCCUCUCUCCAAGAGUAGUCCAGACAAAUCAAAGAAGAGGUGAGAGAGGAACCCCAAAUGAAGACUGUCCCCAAGCAUACAGAACUGGUUUCAUCUUGCAGCCAACGAUGGCCCCGCACCAGCUAAGGUACCUCUCCCCAGAUGGUGGUCAUCAUGGUGAUCCAGGAGAUAAGACACAGCCAUGAGGUAUAAUUCCUUUUUUCUUACAAUCACACAGAAACAAAAGGGGGUGAAAUGUUGUUCUGUUUUCACAGGAAAUGAGGGAACAGCCUUUCCAAUAUGCUGGAAAUAACUGUGCUGAGCCACUUCAUAAACCCAAGCUGUCUAGACAGGCCAUUUCUCUGUGUUGUCUGAAUAAUGAGAUUUUUUUCACACCAGUUUCUGAAAGAAGACUCACUGUCAUCAUCACCUUGGCAAUUCACAUGUCACUUCCAAAAACCUAUGGUAUCCUUAAAGAAAGUUUUUCCUUAAGGGCCCACUUGCCAGAAAAAUCUCAUUCCAGAGACUGAAUGUUUUUGUCACUUUCCGUCUGGUCCUGACUUGACUCGCAGUGUCAACUCAGAGAGAGACUUGUCAGGCGGAAUUGAGCUUAAUUCUCUAGCCCUGAACAAUUGCUACUGUCAUGCUGGGUUUAGGUUUUUUACCAGCCCUGGAGAAAUCCUGAAAGGGAAGCAUGCAGAUGGAGUUGAAUGGGAAACAGUGUUAAGGGAGAAGGGUUUGGCCAAGAUUCACUUAUAUCUCCAGGCAGUUAAUUGAAACUGAACUUGGUUUCAUCAUCUGCUUCUGUAUAAUGAACCACAAGAGUUUCUUACACUGGUCUAUUUAUGAGGAUGUUAGAACAUUUUCAAAAUAGAAAAAAAAAAUUUAACAAUCAUCUUUUUCUGAAAAGUGGAUUUAAAAAAUGACUUUCAUGGGGGCUGAGAGCAUUUUCUAAGUCCAAACGGAUCCCCAAGUGAGUUUUUUCAGGCUAAAUGGCUCCUGUGUUUGUUCUUGUCUGUGAUGUCAGGAAGCAGCUUUUAGUCCCUCUUCAUGCUGCCAAUAGAAAUUCUAUGAACCAGAACCAGAAGAGGCAGCAGGGAUAUAGAAAGUGUGCCCUGCUCUGGACUCAUGGAUAGGGACAGCUUCAUCCCCUUGUCUUUGAAGGUGGCUAGAAAUACUGCUGAGUUAUGAGAAAACCCUUAAGUCUGGGUCUCCUGUUGUCACCUGUCUGCCCCUUUCCGUGUGUUUCCUGUGGUCCUCAGAGCAAACAGUGACUUGUAAUUGUGAACGUGAAAUUUGUAAAACUUGAGUUUUCUCAGUGUGAUAUACAGAAUGCUUCACUGUAAAUUGUUCCAGUCUCAAUAAAAUAUCUUGUGUGUGUGUGUGGAGGCUGUGCCACUUGGGUUGGUGAUUCUGUCACACCUGGUAACCUUUAAAAUGGGGAUCAACAUGGA